Molecule: messenger RNA, 623 nt
Organism: Numida meleagris (helmeted guineafowl)
Lineage: Eukaryota; Metazoa; Chordata; Aves; Galliformes; Numididae
Gene: RPS13
Product: ribosomal protein S13
Exons: 6
Coding region: 122-577 (151 amino acids)
Biological process (GO): translation
Cellular component (GO): ribosome; nucleolus; cytosolic small ribosomal subunit
Molecular function (GO): structural constituent of ribosome; small ribosomal subunit rRNA binding
Source: RefSeq, a predicted model, not a curated record
GUUUCGCCGCCCCCGAUUGGCUGGCGUGUGGACGGUGGGCGGGGCCGGCGGGGCCAACGUCCUUUCCGGCGGAAGAAGGGCCUCUCCCUCGCGCCGUUCCUUCUUUUCCACCGCCGCCAUCAUGGGUCGCAUGCAUGCUCCUGGGAAGGGCCUGUCCCAGUCCGCGUUGCCCUACCGCCGCAGCGUGCCCACGUGGCUGAAACUUACUUCUGAUGAUGUAAAGGAACAGAUCUACAAGCUUGCUAAGAAAGGGCUGACACCCUCACAAAUAGGUGUCAUCCUGAGGGAUUCCCAUGGUGUUGCCCAGGUUCGCUUUGUUACAGGCAAUAAAAUUUUGAGAAUCCUUAAAUCGAAGGGACUGGCCCCAGAUCUUCCAGAGGAUCUGUACCACUUGAUCAAGAAAGCUGUUGCUGUUCGCAAACAUCUUGAGAGGAACAGGAAGGAUAAAGAUGCCAAGUUCCGCCUGAUUCUGAUUGAAAGCAGAAUCCAUAGGCUGGCUCGCUACUACAAAACCAAGAGAGUACUGCCACCCAAUUGGAAGUAUGAAUCAUCGACAGCUUCUGCCCUGGUCGCAUAAGAGCUGGCUAUGACUGACUGAAAAGAAUAAAUUUUGAUUAACUUUG